Ictidomys tridecemlineatus (thirteen-lined ground squirrel) is the source of this 898-nucleotide messenger RNA. It is a transcript of the gene Smco1, whose product is annotated as single-pass membrane protein with coiled-coil domains 1. The record is from RefSeq and is a predicted model, not a curated record. NCBI's taxonomy places the organism in Eukaryota, Metazoa, Chordata, Mammalia, Rodentia, Sciuridae.
AUGUGCAAAACAGAUGAAAAUACAGAUCUAGAGCCUAGGAGCAAGGUGGUACCUGAAGCUGAAUUAGCCUUUGGAGAAGCUAAGGAUCAAAAGAAGAUCAUCAAGGAUAGAGCAACCACAAAGGUAUUCAGAGUAGACCACAAACUCCAAGCUUUAGAAGCACAGUUCAAAGAACUGGACAAUACCAAAGAUAAUCUGACACAGAAAUUUGAACAUCAUAGCAAGACUUUGGCAAGCCAAGCAGCUCAAGAUGAAAUGUGGACAGCAGUUUUGGCACUGAAGUUCACUUCAAUUGAAUUGAAUAUUUUAUACAGCUACGUCAUUGAAGUACUUAUCAGCUUGCACACACGUGUACUUGAGAAACUACCAGACCUGGUAAGAGGUCUUCCCACCUUAGCCUCUGUCCUUAGACGAAAAGUUAAGAACAAGUGCAUUAGAGUUGUGUGGGAGUCUGUUCUGGAAGAAUGUGGGCUGCAAGAAGGAGAUAUCACAGCAGUUUGUACUUUCUUUAUUGCACAUGGUCACAAGGCAGAUCAUUAUGCAGCUAAAGUACGACAGAUGUACAUCAGGGAUAUCACAUUCAUGAUCACUAACAUGGUAAAGAACCAGGCUCUGCAGGAUGGUUUGCUGAGGGCUGUUCAGGUCAUUGAGAAAGGAAAAGCAGAGAGGAUUCCUGAAGAGCAAAAGUCACCCCUAAAAGAAUUGAUAUCAUCAGUCAAAAACUAACCUUCUGCCCCACGAUCCUGAUGUCAUUUGUAGUAAUUUAUCUUGAAAAUAGUAAAAUGUAUGUGUAAUUUAUUUACUGCAGAUUUAUUGUUAUGGCAAAAAGUAAAAGCAGUAUUAAAGAAUUUGUAAGUGAUACAAUGAAUAUUUUCUAUUUUGCUCUAUAAAAGAAUGA